AUGAUUGUAAAACUAGGCAAGAGUCUGUAUGGCUUGAGACAGGCAUCUAGGCAGUGGCAUGCAAUGCUGAAGAGGUUGACGAUUUCUCAGCAGACUUUCACGGAUGAGCUAGCAGCAGAAUGUGGAGUAGUGGGAGGUAAGAGCGUUCCGAUGUCUUCGGGGGUGAAGCUUUCUGAUUUUGAUGCGGAUGAGGUGGCGACAGACUUUCCGUUUCGUGAGCUGGUAGGAUCGUUGAUGUGGCUGGCGACUCAGACUAGGCCAGCCAUUGCGAAUGCAGUACGGGCAGUAGCUAGGUAUUGCGCAUCUCCGAAGCUGGUACACUGGAAUGCAGCGAUGGAUAUUUUGGGCUAUGCGAGGAGGACGAGUCACUUUGGUAUUUCGUUUCAGAGAGGUACGGUAGAGGGAUUCAGCUUGCAGGGAUACGCUGAUGCGGACUUUGCAAGCAAGGCAGCAGACCGUAGGUCGGUAUCAGGGGGGAUCGUGACGUGUGGAGGAGGCGCUGUGUCUUGGUUUUCCAUAACGCAAAAGUGCGUCACGCUUUCGACGACAGAAGCAGAGUACGUCGCGCUAGGUGACGUAGUGAAGGAGAUUUUGUUUUUGAGGCAGAUUUGGCGUUUCAUGUUGCCGCAGGUCGGCAUACCGUGCAUCCCCAUCUUCGAGGACAACCAGGGGGCGAUUCAACUAGCGCAGAACCCCAUCUCAAACUCGAACUCGAAGCACAUAGAUGUAAGGCACCAUUUUCUCAGGGAACUGGUAGAGAGGGAGGAAUUUUCGGUCAUGCACGUGCCGUCGCCAAACCAGCGUGCAGACUGUCUUACGAAGAGUUUGUCGAAGGAUGCUUUCGAGUCUCACCGUGAUUUUGUGAUGAAUUUGGCAUGA
Molecule: messenger RNA, 879 nt
Organism: Ectocarpus sp. CCAP 1310/34
Lineage: Eukaryota; Phaeophyceae; Ectocarpales; Ectocarpaceae
Source: the annotation of a GenBank genome assembly